Molecule: messenger RNA, 7537 nt
Organism: Procambarus clarkii (red swamp crayfish)
Lineage: Eukaryota; Metazoa; Arthropoda; Malacostraca; Decapoda; Cambaridae
Source: RefSeq, a predicted model, not a curated record
UGGAGCCAGACACCGGACAGAGGUCCUACAGGUUCCUGGUCCCCAUGGACGGCUGCGGCACCGGCGCCACUGAAGAGGACGACACCGUUGUCUCUAAUGUCGUCAUAUUUCAGAUGGACUCCGCUGUACAGGAAGUGUGGGACACAGCUAAGAAGCUAUCGUGUGUUUGGACGAAUAAAUACAGUAAAGCUGUUAAUUUCAAACCAUUGCAAGUGUCUAUGUUGGAUGUGGUCCAGACUCGCUUCGAGGGAGACGACCUCAAGUGCUGGAUGGAUAUUCAACGAGGCACCUACCCCAAUACCCAGCCUAUGGACGGUAUUCUUCGCAUCGGCGAGCCUCUGACGGUAAUGGUGUAUCUUAAGAACGACGACAAACGCCUGGACGUGGCAGUGCGCGACUGCUGGGCCUACGGCGAGCCGGAGUUCGAGGACCCAGAUACACCGAAGCUCCAGCUGACGUCCAGUGAUGGCUGCCCAACGAGAAUGAAGCUGAUGCACUUCUGGUCUCGAACCCACGACACCUUCGACACCGGCGCCUCCCUCAUCACCUACACCAACAUGUCCGCCUUCAAGUUCCCGGAUCGCAUGCAGGUGUUCCUCACCUGCAACGUACAGAUUUGCAUAGAGCACUGUGAGGACCGCUGCGAAGGAGAGCCAUCUGAGCCAGUAACCUUCCGUGAGAUCUUUAAGAUUACAACGCCCCUAACACCAACGCGACCACCACCACCACCACCUUACUGCCGGCCUGGCUCUAAGGAUCCCCGCUGUCGUCCAAGUACACACAAACCCUUCUGUGCACCAGGGUCGACUGAUCCAGCCUGUAGACCUAUAAGUACCACUAAACCUAAAUGCUAUCCAGGAUCAAAAGACCCAGAAUGCAGACCACCAAUUGUGAGUCCUCCAGGAGUUCGCCCGCCGCCCGUUCAAGAACCAGUUUGUGUACCGGGAUCCGGAGACCCGCGGUGCCCUCAACCAACGGGUCAACCAUGCAGGCCAGGAUCUUUAGACCCCCGCUGCCGUAAGCCUCCUACUACUCCAGUUUGCUUCCCUGGUUCAAGAGAUCCACAUUGUCUGAAGCCAACCACGCCACGACCUACCACGACAUUUAUUUGCGUACCAGGAUCUAAAGACCCACGAUGUCCUCAAGUUACUACACCUCGCAUACCGACAUGUUAUCCUGGAUCAUUGGAUCCACGGUGUCCUCAGCCAACUACACCACGACCAACUCGACCGACCACACCCUUUACCUGCCGACCAGGAUCUAAAGACCCACGGUGUCCUCAACUAACUACGCCCCGUCCACCGACUUGCUAUCCUGGAUCACUGGAUCCAAGGUGUCCUCAACCGACUACACCACGACCAACUCGACCGACCACACCCUUCACCUGCCGACCAGGAUCCAAAGACCCACGGUGUCCUCAAGUUACGACACCCCGUGAACCGACUUGUUAUCCGGGAUCACUGGAUCCAAGGUGUCCUCAACCGACUACACCACGACCAACUCGACCGACCACACCCUUCACCUGCCGACCAGGAUCUAAAGACCCACGGUGUCCACAACUAACUACGCCCCGUCCACCGACUUGUUAUCCUGGAUCACUGGAUCCAAGGUGUCCUCAACCGACCACCCCGAAGCCCAUUUUUCCACCAACCACACCCUUCACCUGCCGACCAGGAUCCAAAGACCCACGGUGUCCUCAACCUACUCCACCGACUUGCUAUCCUGGAUCACCGGAUCCAAGGUGUUCUAAACCAACUACACCACGACCAACUCCACCAACCACACCCUUCACCUGCCGACCAGGAUCCAAAGACCCACGGUGUCCUCAACCUACUCCACCGACUUGCUAUCCUGGAUCACCGGAUCCAAGGUGUCCUCAACCUACUCCAUCCCGUCCACUGACUUGCUAUCCCGGAUCACCAGAUCCAAGGUGUCCUAAACCAACUACACCACAACCAACUCCACCAACCACACCCUUCACCUGCCGACCAGGAUCAAAAGACCCACGGUGUCCUCAACCUACUCCACCGACUUGCUAUCCUGGAUCACCGGAUCCAAGGUGUCCUCAACCAACUACACCACGACCAACUCCACCAACCACACCCUUCACCUGCCGACCAGGAUCAAAAGACCCACGGUGUCCUCAACCUACUCCACCCCGUCCACCGACUUGCUAUCCUGGAUCUACGGAUCCACGAUGUCCUAAACCAACUACACCACGACCAACUCCACCAACCACACCCUUCACCUGCCGACCAGGAUCCAAAGACCCACGGUGUCCUCAACCUACUCCACCGACUUGCUAUCCUGGCUCACUAGAUCCAAGGUGUCCUCAACCAACUACACCACGACCAACUCCACCAACCACACCCUUCACCUGCCGACCAGGAUCAAAAGACCCACGGUGUCCUCAACCUACUACACCCCGUCCACCGACUUGCUAUCCUGGAUCACUAGAUCCAAGGUGUCCAAAACCAACUACACCACGACCAACUCCACCAACCACACCCUUCACUUGCCGCCCAGGAUCAAAAGACCCACGGUGUCCUCAACCUACUCCACCUCGUGAACCGACUUGCUAUCCUGGCUCAUCAGAUCCAAGGUGUCCUCAGCCGACAACCCCGAAGCCCAUUUUUCCACCAACCACACCCUUCACCUGCCGACCAGGAUCCAAAGACCCACGGUGUCCUCAACCUACUACACCCCGUGAACCGACUUGUUAUCCUGGAUCCCUAGAUCCAAGAUGUCCUCGACCAACUACACCACGACCAACUCCACCAACCACACCCUUCACUUGCCGACCAGGAUCCAAAGACCCACGAUGUCCUCAACCUACUCCACCCCGUCCACCGACUUGCUAUCCUGGAUCUACGGAUCCACGAUGUCCUAAACCAACUACACCGCGACCAACUCCUCCAACCACACCCUUUACUUGCCGACCAGGAUCCAAAGACCCACGGUGUCCUCAACCUACUCCACCCCGUCCACCGACUUGCUAUCCUGGAUCUACAGAUCCACGAUGUCCUAAACCAACUACACCGCGACCAACACCACCAACCACACCCUUCACUUGCCGACCAGGAUCCAAAGAUCCACGGUGUCCUCAACCUACUCCACCCCGUCCACCGACUUGCUAUCCUGGAUCUACGGAUCCACGGUGUCCUAAACCAACUACACCACGACCAAGUCCACCAACCACACCCUUCACUUGCCGACCAGGAUCCAAAGACCCACGGUGUCCUCAACCUACUCCACCCCGUCCACCGACUUGCUAUCCUGGAUCUACAGAUCCACGAUGUCCUAAACCAACUACACCACGACCAACUCCACCAACCACACCUUUCACCUGCCGACCAGGAUCCAAAGACCCACGGUGUCCUCAACCUACUCCUCCCCGUCCACCGACUUGUUAUCCUGGAUCUACGGAUCCACGGUGUCCUAAACCAACUACACCACGACCAACUCCACCAACCACACCUUUCACUUGCCGACCAGGAUCCAAAGACCCACGGUGUCCUCAACCUACUCCACCCCGUCCACCGACUUGCUAUCCUGGAUCUACGGAUUCACGAUGUCCUAAACCAACUACACCACGACCAAGUCCACCAACCACACCCUUCACUUGCCGACCAGGAUCCAAAGACCCACGGUGUCCUCAACCUACUCCACCCCGUCCACCGACUUGCUAUCCUGGAUCUACGGAUCCAAGAUGUCCUCGACCAACUACACCACGACCAACUCCACCAACCACACCUUUCACUUGCCGACCAGGAUCCAAAGACCCACGGUGUCCUCAACCUACUCCACCCCGUCCACCGACUUGCUAUCCUGGAUCUACGGAUCCACGGUGUCCUAAACCAACUACACCACGACCAACUCCACCAACCACACCUUUCACUUGCCGACCAGGAUCCAAAGACCCACGGUGUCCUCAACCUACUCCACCCCGUCCACCGACUUGCUAUCCUGGAUCUACGGAUCCACGAUGUCCUAAACCAACUACACCACGACCAACACCACCAACCACACCCUUCACUUGUCGACCAGGAUCCAAAGACCCACGGUGUCCUCAACCAACUACACCACGGCCACCGACUUGCUAUCCUGGAUCACUAGAUCCAAGAUGUCCUAAACCAACUACACCACGACCAACUCCACCAACCACACCCUUCACCUGCCGACCAGGAUCCAAAGACCCACGGUGUCCUCAACCAACUACACCACGGCCACCGACUUGCUAUCCUGGAUCACUAGAUCCAAGAUGUCCUAAACCAACUACACCACGACCAACUCCACCAACCUCACCCUUCACCUGCCGACCAGGAUCAAAAGACCCACGGUGUCCUCAACCUACUCCACCUCGUGAACCGACUUGCUAUCCUGGCUCACUAGAUCCAAGGUGUCCUAAACCAACUACACCACGACCAACUCUACCAACCACACCCUUCACCUGCCGACCAGGAUCAAAAGACCCACGGUGUCCUCAACCUACUCCACCCCGUCCACCGACUUGCUAUCCUGGAUCUACGGAUCCAAGGUGUCCUCAACCGACAACCCCGAAGCCCAUUUUUCCACCAACCACGCCCUUCACCUGCCGACCAGGAUCCAAAGACCCACGGUGUCCUCAACCAACUACACCACGGCCACCGACUUGCUAUCCUGGAUCACUAGAUCCAAGAUGUCCUAAACCAACUACACCACGACCAACUCCACCAACCACACCCUUCACCUGCCGACCAGGAACAAAAGACCCACGGUGUCCUCAACCUACUCCACCUCGUGAACCGACUUGCUAUCCUGGCUCACUAGAUCCAAGGUGUCCUAAACCUACUACACCACGACCAACUCGACCGACCACACCCUUCACCUGCCGACCAGGAUCCAAAGACCCACGGUGUCCUCAACCUACUCCACCCCGUCCACCGACUUGCUAUCCUGGAUCUACAGAUCCACGAUGUCCUAAACCAACUACACCGCGACCAAGACCACCAACCACACCCUUCACUUGCCGACCAGGAUCCAAAGACCCACGGUGUCCUCAACCUACUCCACCCCGUCCACCGACUUGCUAUCCUGGAUCUACGGAUCCACGGUGUCCUAAACCAACUACACCACGACCAAGUCCACCAACCACACCCUUCACCUGCCGACCAGGAUCCAAAGACCCACGGUGUCCUCAACCUACUCCACCCCGUCCACCGACUUGCUAUCCUGGAUCUACGGAUCCAAGGUGUCCUAAACCGACUACACCACGACCAACUCUUCCAACCACACCCUUCACCUGCCGACCAGGAUCCAAAGACCCACGGUGUCCUCAACCUACUUCACCCCGUCCACCGACUUGCUAUCCUGGAUCAGUGGAUCCAAGGUGUCCUCAACCGACAACCCCUAAGCCCAUUUUUCCACCAACCACACCCUUCACUUGCCGACCAGGAUCCAUAGACCCACGGUGUCCUCAACCUACUCCACCCCGUCCACCGACUUGCUAUCCUGGAUCUACGGAUCCAAGGUGUCCUAAACCGACUACACCACGACCAACUCUUCCAACCACACCCUUCACCUGCCGACCAGGAUCCAAAGACCCACGGUGUCCUCAACCUACUCCACCCCGUCCACCGACUUGCUAUCCUGGAUCAGUGGAUCCAAGGUGUCCUCAACCGACAACCCCUAAGCCCAUUUUUCCACCAACCACACCCUUCACUUGCCGACCAGGAUCCAAAGACCCACGGUGUCCUCAACCUACUCCACCUCGUGAGCCGACUUGCUAUCCUGGCUCACCGGAUCCAAGGUGUCCUAAACCAACUACACCACGACCAACUCCACCGACCACACCUUUCACCUGCCGACCAGGAUCCAAAGACCCACGGUGUCCUCAACCUACUCCACCCCGUCCACCGACUUGCUAUCCUGGAUCUACGGAUCCAAGGUGUCCUAAACCAACUACACCACGACCAACUCCACCGACCACACCUUUCACUUGCCGACCAGGAUCCAAAGACCCACGGUGUCCUCAGCCUACGCCUCCCCGUCCACCGACUUGCUAUCCUGGAUCACCGGAUCCACGGUGUCCUAAACCAACUACACCACGACCAACUCCACCAACCACACCUUUCACCUGCCGACCAGGAUCCAAAGACCCACGGUGUCCUCAACCUACUUCACCCCGUCCACCGACUUGCUAUCCUGGAUCACCGGAUCCAAGGUGUCCUAAACCAACUACACCCCGUCCCCCGACUUGCUAUCCUGGAUCACCGGAUCCAAGGUGUCCUCGACCAACUACACCACGACCAACUCCUCCACCAACCACACCCUUCACCUGCCGACCAGGAUCCAAAGACCCACGGUGUCCUCAACCUACCACAUUCCCCCCGACAAUUCCAAUUUCUUGUGGACCUGACUCUCGGGAUCCUCGUUGUCCUCAACCGCCCGCUCCACCAACCUGCGGCCCGGGUUCCAAAGAUCCCCGAUGCAGGCCGUCGGACCCAGCCUGCCUUCCGGGUACUGGUGACCCUCGGUGCCCAGGUACACCUCCGCCAGAUAUAUGUGGGCCUGAUUCAACUGCUCCAGGAUGUCCUCGGCCUGCGACUUCCACUGCGCCUCCGACAACUCAAAUAGGCGACGGAUCAGACAGUCGACCUGUCACCAGUAAGACGCCAGGAAAGGACCAAGACUUCCACGGAGAGGCAGACCCCAAGUAUCAUGCUUUCCAUAGUUAUCUGUACCUACCGCCUCCUCGACCCAGAAGCCAUGCUCACCGGGGACGACGAGAGGUUGCUGCUGCUGCUGCUGGGGAGACAAUGAUGGUGAGCCUCGGGGUGCAACAGCUGGUGACCGCCCCAUCUUCUCCCGCUCAAAACAUCAUCGUCGACACUGAAGGGGACAACCUCUUGCUCGAGAUCACCGACUCCGGCCGCGUUGUGUUGCCGCUUCGAGAGGCUCGUCCGCUCAUCGAAGAGGCCAAGUUGGACUACAGAACAUCGCUGGCCAAGGCGUUGGUGAAAGACAAGUAUGCGUCCGUCGAAAAGGCUGUGCUCCGGGAGCCUAAAUAUUCUUACUUGAGGUCAGCUGAAGAUGACUCGUCAUCGCCACUGUCCGGAACGGGCGCGCUCCUACUGUCGCUGAUGUCUAUGGGUGUCGUCGUGGGAUUCGUCGCUGUCGUCCGCGCCUUGAAGUGGCCGCGACAAGAGAAGGACACCACAACCUCGACAGCUUAAAAAUAUAUUGGCAAGCAUUGAGCAAGCAUGUUGCAAGUUUGGAAUUAUAUGCCAAAUUGCAUGCAGAUAUAAUGUAAACCCAAAUUAUAAUCAAAAUGGGACUGCAGAGCACCGAUGGGUCAUAUUGGGUUAUGUCAUAGGUGAAGAAAUUGAAAUUCAAUUGUGAAAUACUCAUCUUUUUUUUUUUUUACUGUAUGGUAAUAACACAAUACGAUUUCUCUGAGCUGGCUCAGGGAUGCUAUCUUGUUUAAACUAUACCUGUCACGAAUUAGGUAACUCUGCUGUUCUAACAAAUAAGACAUUAAAAUCAAACUGAACACUUA